Molecule: messenger RNA, 1547 nt
Organism: Acanthochromis polyacanthus (spiny chromis)
Lineage: Eukaryota; Metazoa; Chordata; Actinopteri; Pomacentridae
Product: core histone macro-H2A.2
Exons: 9
Coding region: 20-1153 (377 amino acids)
Biological process (GO): nucleosome assembly
Cellular component (GO): nucleosome
Molecular function (GO): protein heterodimerization activity; structural constituent of chromatin; DNA binding
Source: RefSeq, a predicted model, not a curated record
CAAAAGUCUUAUCACCCCCAUGACCAGGAUGUCUGCCAGAGGAGGAAAGAAGAAGGCCACCAAGCUGUCCCGUUCAGCCAGGGCGGGUGUCAUCUUCCCUGUAGGGAGGAUGAUGAGGUACCUGCGCACUGGCACACACAAAUACCGCAUCGGCAUGGGGGCGCCCGUCUACAUGGCAGCUGUCAUCGAGUACCUGGCAGCUGAGAUCUUGGAGCUGGCAGGAAACGCAGCACGGGACAACAAGAAAGGCAGAAUAACUCCCAGGCACAUCAAACUGGCUGUGGCCAAUGACGAGGAGCUCAACCAGGUAACACAGUGCUCUUCUGAGGGGGUGACCAUAUCAAAUGGAGGAGUUCUGCCUCGGAUCCAUCCAGAGCUGCUGUCAAAGAAAAGGGGAAGCCGAGUAAAAGUGGAAACCCAGGCGUCUGUCCCCGACAAGCAGGAAGGACGCUCAAAGAGCAAGAAGCCAGUCAAACCUUUCAAAAAGGUUAAAGGCAAACGAGGCCGCAAGCCAAAGAGCACAGACAACGACAAAGAGUCUGUACCAAACUCCACAGCAGAAGACGGUCCUGGAGAUGGCUUCACCAUCCUAUCAGCAAAGAGCCUGUUCCUUGGACAAAAGCUUUCACUAACAGAGAGUGAAAUCAGCAAAAUCGGAACCAUCAAGGUGGAGGGAAUAAUCAACCCAACAAAUGCAGAGAUGGACCUCAAAGAUGGAGUGGGCAAUGCCCUGGAGAAAGCUGGAGGCAGAGAGUUCCUGGAGGGAGUGAAGGAGCUGCGGAAAGCACAGGGGCCUUUGGAGGUGGCGUCAGUGGCAGUGAGCCAGGCCAAUGGGAUGGCAGCCCGCUUCAUCAUCCACUGUAACAUCCCUCAGUGGGGCUCAGAGAAGUGUGAGGACCAGCUGGAGAAGACAGUGAAGAACUGCCUCUCAGCAGCAGAAGAGAAGAAGCUCAAGUCGGUGGCUUUCCCUUCACUUCCUGCUGGACGGAACGGCUUCCCAAAGCAAACAGCGGCUCAGCUCAUCCUCAAGGCCAUCUCCAACCAUUUUGUGUCGUCCACGAGCUCCUCUUUGAAAAACAUUUACUUUGUGCUGUUUGACAGUGAGAGCAUUGGAAUAUACCUUCAGGAAAUGGCCAAGCUGGACACCAAGUGAGGAAUCCUGGUUUUAGGGGUCGGUUUUUCUAACUGUUGUUUGUUGCGGAUGGGGGAUAGGUAGGUGGUGCAACGGUAGGGCUUUUGAUGUGGAAUCUGUUGAUUAAAGAGGAAAACAAUAUUUGUGAGUGGAGUGCUGUUCACAUUUAUGUCCCACUGUCCCUUCAAGAUAUUGAAUUCUUUAUAGAUUAGAUCAUUUAAGUCCGUACAGUUUGAUAUUCUGCCUCCUUGUUUCAUGAUGUUUUUACAUUCCAUGUACAAAUAUUGUAUAACAGUUUUUUUCUGGCCUAUGUAGUUUCUGAUACAGUUAGUUUACUAAAAAAAUACAGUGAUUCUCAUUUUGCUUUGAAAUAAAAGUCAGAUGUUUUACACCAGAGGUCUGCUCAGACUUUCAA